Messenger RNA from Dermacentor andersoni, 5290 nucleotides. RefSeq lists its product as uncharacterized. Lineage: Eukaryota; Metazoa; Arthropoda; Arachnida; Ixodida; Ixodidae. Gene Ontology annotation, biological process: regulation of microtubule polymerization or depolymerization. The record is from RefSeq and is a predicted model, not a curated record.
UCAACUUGGGAGUAGGCAACUAUCAAGCCAAUCAAAAUUUAGGGGACGUUAGAGCUUCGUCUUAAAGAGUGGAAUGCGAUAGCAUUCAAGGAUCCCUGACUGCUUCUUGCGUUUUCCGGCAACUGCAUGCUUAUGCGACCACAACGUUUACCGGCAAGCGCUGGUGGCGAACGCUAUGUCGUUUUGGCACGUAAAACCUCAUAACUUAGAGCUGUGCCCGGUCACCAAGCACGUGAAGCCUUGUUGCUCAUUGCUUCCUGUUUUAUCAGAACAAGGCACGGCAAGCCUGUCGAGAACUAUCACGCACGAGAAGAUCGAACUUCAGAUGCGCGGCGAAUUGUCGAAUGUUGUCGGCAGCUUCGAGAAUCCCUAAAAAAAAAAAUGCAAAUUAUUUAUUUUCACGGCGGUAUGCAUGAUCUUUCGAAGUAACGGGUGAGUGACGCCUGUUUUUACAAGAAUGUCUGUUACUGGCGUCUCACCGCUUAGCUUGUGAAGUACAUCCGAGUGGAGAGCAAUAUCCUCACGUCUUUCGUCGGAAGCGAGAGAACUACCGCCGCCCCCAAGUGUUAGCGUGGCCCUUGUUCUAUUCGGCACGCCGUUUGUUCUUCACAUUCGUGCACCGCACGCGCACCCGUUGCGUCACUGAAAGCGAAUAUUAAACACAAAUGCACCAGAAAACGAGCACUCGAGGAAGCAAGCGAGCGCGCAAGCAAAACGCAGAAACAAAUUGCCCUUCGCACGCGCCUCGCCUAUACAAACGACCGGGUCACGGAGAGAGGAGGAGUCCAGACCCCGGGUCCGUCGCCUCGCGAAGCCACUGGCCUCUUCGCGAGCGAACAGGUUUCCGAUCAAUCGCGAACGCGGGCCAGCCCCCUCAGCGCGUGACGCUCCUUCCCGCUUCUUCGGCGAAAACGAAACAAAGCAAAAAAAAAAAACCCGUAUUGACCGCCCGGCGCGCACUCUGCUCGUGCAGUCAGCUCGUCCAUCGCCACCGCCGCGCCAGUUCCUCUUAGCGUGAGGCAUAACAGUUUCCAUGGAAAACGAUGAUGUACUGGGGAACAACAAAACUUUGCAAUCGACGAACCGGGCCUCCUCCUCCUCCUCCGAUUCGGGGCCGUUCGCACACAUGGCGUUCCCCGGAGAAUCGAUGUCGCCGCGUGUGGUGGACGUUCCGCACUCCCUUCAUUUCCCCGCAGACGAACGCCGCAGUGGCUUCCCAAUCUGACCGCAGGGAGAAAGUGGCUUUGGUUUGAACGAACACGCAGGGGACACGCUGGAGUCUGGAAAGCUCGGUGUAGUCUCUGGGACUGUCCAUUAGGUUAGUGCGGAUGGCGAAACGGUGUUGGACAAUGCGUAGAUGCCGCGUCGGUCUUAUUGCAAGCUGCGAGAUGUAGAAACUGAAGGCGUAGGGUUGUCUUGAAAGCGCCGGCGCAACCUUGAGAGCCGAUUGUUGAAAGGCUUAGCGUUGAGUCCUACAGGUGCUCCCGAUAUGAUUGGUGGUUCGAUCAUCGUAUGCGCGUUCACAGAGGGUAGCUCCUAUAUAUUUUAGUCGUAGCUGCGAUGAACGCGUGCGAGUGGUACUUUGCAGCGAAGUGAGAUAUCGGGGAGAUUGCUUUAUGUAGAGGGUUGACCACCUCAGUUGGGAGAGAUGUAGCCGCGUUUAUUUCCCCGUUGAUGGCUGUCGACGUUUCCAAGUUCAUAACUGAGUGGUCGGAGAAUCGUCUAUCCACAGGUACCGCUAUGAAGUCUUUUUCACCCUUGACAAAGCAAGCCGAAUAAUUGUCACAACUCAGCUCAUUGCUUGGCGUGAGAGAAAUCGGGAGAUAAGCUGUACGAGGCCUUAAUUCUGUCAGCGUUAACGAGGCUAGACAGCGCAGUAUGAACUUAAAAGACUUUCCUUCCUUGAGUUCGAAUUGUCGGUAGAUGCUAGCAUCGGCGUUUUUUGACGCGCACAAAAACAAUUUACAGCGUGUUAUUUGCCUGUGCCGCCGCUGGGUAGUUGAUUCAUCAAGAAAGUGUUGGGUUUCAGAAGGAGCGUGCUAUUACACCUUUACUAUACGCCAUCACUGUUUCUCGAAAGACACCAAUGCGGGUGUCUUGUUCGUUGGCAGUUGAGAGCCUCAAAAUGACCCCUGCUGUGUCGAAGCACAUUUGAAGGUGGCUGUUUGACAUUGAAGACGCCACAUGAACUCUCGACUUCGUCUUAAGGAGCGACUGUCGGUGAUCGUUUUCAAGACGAGUGGCGCUAAGCAGUAUCCGUGCAGAAGCUGACAACUUCUGGGACUAUGGGCUGCGUUCCCUCCACGCGAGUUUCGUCGAGUGUGCCUAGAGCCGAGAGCGUCAUUGUCAAGGACACGGGUUCGAUGCCGACGACGCCUGUGCUCACAAACCCUGCCGGAGACGUUGAGGACGGUGAACCUGUUUUUAGGAGUGAUGAAGCGGACCCGGAUUUGCAGAAAGUGGAACCGGAUUUGCAGAAAGUGGAACCGGAUUUGCAGAAAGUGGAACCGGAUUUGCAGGAAGCGGAACCGCAGGCGCUGGUCCAGCGGACCCCCACGCCGAGGCCGCUGACGGGUCAGGCCCAGAGCCCGGACUCCGGAGUGCACGAGCUCUACGACGAGUACGCCGACGUGGUGACGGAGUUCUCGGCACCCGAGAAAGUGCGCGCCGUCGAGCUGGAGUUCAAACCUCUAGCGGACAUCGAGCUGGUCGUCGAAGGAAAGCAGUGUCCUCGUCGCAUGAGCGGCAAGGACAGGGAGAGGCACGAGCAGGAAGCCAUCCUGAACAAGCUCAGGACGGAAGGCCUCGUGCUCCGACCAGAGAGCAAAGCGUCCGGCGGAAUUUCGUUCGAACUUGUAUCUACAGAAAGCGAGGUAAAGCCUUCCAAAGGUCCGGUGCGACAGCUUCCGCCCUUGCUUCAGAAGAAGAGGAAAAACAAGGAACGCACUCGUGUGACGAAAGAAAGUAUUCUCGACAAGCUCGAAAAGGCGGAAGACCGGCGGAAGAAACAAGUUGAAGAAAAGGUUAGAAAGGCAAAGGCAUUUUUAGAAGAAACGUGCCCAGCGAGAAAACCGGCUGAAGAAGAGGCGAACGUUAAUCAUGCUGUAAAAAUGACUUCCAAGGCAGAAAGCAGAGAGAAGCGGUUGGAGGAUAUGGUCCGAAAGUUGAAAGCCAAGGAGGAGCACGCCGAGCGAGUCCGAAGAAGAAAACUCCUGCGGCAAGCGACCAUCCAUGACUCAACAGAGGCGCCCGCCUAGCAUCCGUUCAAGGCGUUUGCAGCGGAUCCUUUCAGCGUAGUGCCAAGCUGGCAUUCCCGCAGCACGCAGUGCCCACACUAUUCCAGUCCACGUCCUUGGUUUACCAUGCUGAUUAAUGCCAAGCUAGUCUGUUAUCCCAUGCUCUCUUGUAUGCCUUCGCUUCAGAUUUACCGUACGAAAACAUCCUGAUCUAUCCUCAUCGAAAGCAAGAGCCACUGCACCCAGGGGCUCAGCAAUUACCUAAUGUCCAGGACAUGGCGUCUGUGACGUGAUUCAGGCUUCCGAAUCAUUUCCGGCGCGUGCAGUCGACAUUAGCGUUGUUCCAGACUUGUUUCUGUUAUCCCGAGGGAGCUGUCACCGGGCCUGCACUUGGACACCACUGAUUGAUAACGAAUGAAACUAGAAGGAGUUGGUAAAGAUUUUUGUUACUGAACGGCAGGUGAGGAAAACACGAGACUAGAAGGAAAGAAAUAGGCAACACAAAUGCCGACCAUCCACUGAGAAGUCGCACAAUGGCGGGAAGAAAAGAAAGAAGAUGACACAAAACUUAUCUGCGCAUGCUGAAGGAAAGACAGCGCCAGCCCGUCAAUCAAGGACACUUGCGGGCACCCGCGACAGAUAACUGGUCAAGCAUGGCAAUCCUUUGUCGAGAUUCACUUACGCACGUGCUACCUUCAUUAACGGUACGCCAUGCCUCGUCCAUAAAGUAAAUUUAUUCGUUCUCCUGUCUGAAGAAAGCUGUAAUCUCAAAGAAAAAAUUGGGAGUACACUUGCAAUCGUAACGGCGCAGCGAAAAAAAUGGACUGCGUUCCACUCGUCAACGAACGUUUAUGCUCAAAUACUCUCUGAUUGAUGCAACGACUUGUCGGUGCUACAAUAACGUCAUCGCAGCUAAAGGAAAGUUGUGAAACUAUACCCGUUUAGGCCUUCCGCGAACUUGCAGGGAUGCUUUGCAUACACACCGCUCCUUUCUAUAUUACACGAAUGUUCUCUCCGCUACAUUGCGGGCAGUUGCACAUCGCGCGAAAGCCGGCUUCGAACUUUCCUGUAGCGUGGAUCGCCAGAUCGACCGAUCAUAAUCACACUUAGACUCAUGAAGAUGAACGGAAACGCAUGUUUUUCGCAUAGGUAUCACUUUGUACGAUAGACAAGACGCGAACCAAGGGAGCCUGCUUCAAGUACCUGUCUGACACAUCACGAAGGAACCAGAUUAAACAAAGUAUGUGUAUUUGAAUGCAAAUGAUUUACAGAGAGACAGCACUUUUAAUUCAGUUUUUCUUGGUAGUUAAAAAAGCUGCACAUGCAAUCAAUAACAAUAAUUCGCAAUGCAUAGUCAGUGGACGUGCAGUACACAAUGUGAUAACAGUGUUUUCCUUAUCGGUAGGGAGCGUUCGCUUACUCAUACUCCACGAAGCAAAUGCAGUCCACAGCACUGUGAAGUUGCACAACGAAAAGGCGUACCAUACCAUGCCAGCGAUGCUAGAAACAUUUACAUGAUCGUUCCAGAAAAAAAGAAAAAAAAAAACGUGUGCGUUGUGGUCUAGAGGAAGGAGGUAGCGAUAUGGCGCAGACAAUCUACGUUGACUUCGUGAAUUAAAAGCGACACAUUACAUGCAAAGAAAAGCGCGCAGACGUUGUGGCGAUAAAGAUAAAAAAAAACGCGCAACAUAUUUUACAAAGUGGGACCGUGAAGUAUAUGACAUUUCGUAAAUUUACGCAGUGAGCUACAUUUAUGAAUCGGGUGACAGCAGUUUCACUUGGUGUGCACAUUAAUAUUAUCUGACUUGAAGAAUCACGCAAAAGGAUGCCUUCUAUUGUACGCAGCUCAAACGCAACGCACUCAUCGAAGCGACUAGGGUGUCUAGAAAUGCCUUGCGUCAGGCUUGAGCUAGAGGUGGCGGAUGCAUAUUUUAUCAGAUUGGUAAACGACGGAUGUAUCUGCGCCACAUCACUGAUCGCAAAAAUAAAAUUCAGUUCUGAGAUAUUUUUCUUUAAUUGUAUUACACUGUGAACAGUGACUCGGUCCUCACGUG